Messenger RNA from Cladophialophora immunda, 2451 nucleotides. RefSeq lists its product as uncharacterized. Gene Ontology annotation, biological process: double-strand break repair via nonhomologous end joining. The transcript has 2 exons. Bases 95 to 2071 code for a protein of 658 amino acids. The record is from RefSeq and is a predicted model, not a curated record. Lineage: Eukaryota; Fungi; Ascomycota; Eurotiomycetes; Chaetothyriales; Herpotrichiellaceae. Gene Ontology annotation, molecular function: DNA end binding. Gene Ontology annotation, cellular component: nucleus; DNA ligase IV complex.
CACACACGGCACUAGAUGCGACAAGGCUGCACGGCAGCUGUUGUCCCCAACACAUUUCUCAGCAGCAGCAUGUGAACAACUCCGCCUUCUCAGAAUGCCUGACUCCGCCAGUGAAGGCUGGCAAGAACUCCAGACCACCUCUAGGCGGCAGUGCCCCAAGCUAUUCUACUCCGUCUCCACCAAAGAACAGUCGCUUACUCUCCUGCUGACCGACUUGAUCUCUAUCUGGGAGUGCUCGCUAGAUAGAUAUGACAUUCUCGCGGCCGCAGCUCGGCAACAGACGAGCAUCGAUCCUUCCGUCUCAACGGACCAGUUUGAAGUCUUGCUCUCCAAGAUCCGCAAAAGUCUUGGAGAGGGCGAGAACUCCGUCAUUCGCGAUGGCCGUGGGAACUCGCAGACGCUGCUGCUGCGAACAAGGAUAGAUCUCCCCCGUCCUCUCCGGCCCCUUGAGUGGGCGUUUACUCUCGAUCCCCAAAGAGCUUCGGAGUUGGCGGAACGAAUCCUCCGCCCGAGUUUGCACGAAGUCUUCGUCUCCCAGAACAAAAUAAACUCUUUGCUUGGAAUCAUCAAGGACAAAGACCACAUCAUCUCGCGCCUGCUCGACAGAGUCGGCAACUCGGCCGUUGACUUGAGCUUGGUCUUCCCCGGUAUCACGGGCUUUGCUUCACGCAAAGGCGGCCAUGUGUCGGCCGCGGAUGCCAACAAGCAUGUUCCCGGGAUGGCGAGUUUUGACGAGAAAGUGUGGACCAGGCAGUUUGCCAAUGAUGAUGGCUACGAGGGAGCAGACCGGACUGGUUUGAGCAACCUCGUUCGGGGCUGUGAGAAAUGCUUCGCCCACAGUAAAGCUGAGCAUGAAAACUGGGUGAAAGAUCUUCCUUCGACGGAUAAGUCAUCUCAAAUCGAUACCAGCAACAAGCGAAUCGGGUCGCCGUCAACGAAAGUCCCACGGAAGAAGCCAGAUUCAGAUAGCGAGUCAACAGGCGACGAAUUCGAGCGUCAAGCGACUCCUCCACAUCUGAAAUCUAAAGAUACCCCAAAGGCGACACAUGAAACGACAGAGGACGAGGAGACCGAAGACGAUGAGCCCGCCCCCAAACGAACCCAACCCUCGACGAUCGGCGGUUUGGGUCGACGAAACGCUACGAAAGCCUUUGGAGCCUCGAAGCGCUCCCCAGAUCAAGUCGUUGUGUCUAAGACCAAGUCUCCUCCGCGUCGUCGGGCUUCCACGGCGUCGACAGAGACAGAGACAGCUUCAGAGGACGAUGACGCCGCUGGUGCUGGGAAAGAACCACGACCGCCCAUUGCACCACGGAACAAGAGCAGCCACUCGACGCAGAAAUCCAAACUCGGCGCGCUGAAACCAAGAAAAGUUUCCCCAUCGUCUUCACCGUCACCACCACCAUCGAAAUCAAGGCUGUCUACCUCUUCCGCAGGGAGUGCUUCCGACCAAGAGCUCCCUUCCCGCAAUUCACGUGUGGCCGCCGCUCGUGCAUCAAAGACACCCGAGCAAGAGGAAGAGGAAGACGGAGAGGAGACUGACGAUCUAAACGGCAAAUCGUCAACACCAUCCCCAUCUCCGCCUCCGCCUCCGCCUCAAGCGAAGCCUUCGACGCCAGCGCACGAACGACGCCGUCUAGGUCGGCUCGGAGGGAAGAAACAAGCGACACCAUCAACAAGCGCCUCGGCUUCACCACCGGAGACGUCCAAGGGCGAGAAGAUGAUCCCCGAGACACAGAGCCCCGCGAAACGGAGGCUCGGACGCCUCGGCGGUCUGAGGAAACGGGAGCGAGAAACAACCACGUCCCCUCAGGCGCGGGACAAACCACCCGGCCCUGUCAAUGAGGACGACUCCCACGCAACGACCACGCCCUCGCCCUCUCCUUCGCCAUCUGCCGCAUCACCGUCCUCGCGCCAACGCCAGCGCCGAUCCCCGCCCCCAUCGACCCGCACGAAGCCAGCGGAAGAACCGAAGAAAGAGGAAACGGCCGAAGAGGCCGCGAGCCGGCGCCGGAUGGAACUCAAGCGCACGAUCGCGGCCCAGGACGGCGGGAAGAAGAAGCGCCGGUUCUGAUUCUGGUCCUCGUAUACUAAUUCACCGGUCCACACGCCCAGGCUAGCGUAACACCUGUUGAAAAGUUGGAAUAUAGGCCCCCCACCCCCCAACACACACACACACACACAUAAACGGCGGUGCUGUAGCAUGGUGACGGACAGACGAGCACCAAACGACAAACGACAAGUGCGGCGAGCGCGGAGAAAGCACAGGGAAUGGGGGCUCAGAGCAGCAUUGUACAAUUCAACUCGCAAGGUUCGUCAUUAAGCAACUUACUCCAUUGUUUUCGUCCUAUGGGCACUGUUCCCCCUGCCUGCGACGGUUCUGAUGGUGAUCAUUAUGCGAGUAUGAGCUGCGCGAGACCAAGAAGAUCUAGCCAAAAUGAACAAGAACAAGAG